This is a messenger RNA of Pezoporus flaviventris, 5339 nucleotides long. RefSeq names its product complement C3d receptor 2 (gene CR2). Gene Ontology annotation, biological process: negative regulation of complement activation, classical pathway. The transcript is spliced from 33 exons. The coding region runs from base 141 to 4883 and encodes 1580 amino acids. NCBI's taxonomy places the organism in Eukaryota, Metazoa, Chordata, Aves, Psittaciformes, Psittacidae. The record is from RefSeq and is a predicted model, not a curated record.
CUCGGCCACCGAACAUCGCCAACGGGCUGCACAGUGGACAGUCCUUGGACAGGUUUCCCCGCGGAGUGACCGUGCACUACAGCUGCCAGGAUGGCUACGCUCCAGUUGGGAAUGUGUCCAUCAACUGCACAGAGGCUGGGAUGUGGAGCUGGCCCCUGCCCCGCUGUGAAGCAAUCGGCUGUGAGAUGCCCGAGGUGCAGAACGGGAAGGUCUAUGAGCUGCAGAGCACCUACAGAGCUGGGGAGUCGCUGCAUUUUGACUGCAUUGCUGGUUACGCUGCAGAGGACAGCUACGAGGCUCGGUGCCAGCCUGGGGGCACCUGGGAUCCUCCAGUGCUCCGCUGUGAGAGGGUCCAGCCGUGCCCCAUGCCUCCAGAGAUCCCACAUGGAAAUCACAAUGGCCAAGACAAAUCAUUUUUUACCAUGGGAAUGUCUGUAACAUACACGUGUGAUCCUGGCUACUACCUGGUUGGAAACGCCAUUGUGUUCUGCAAAGCAUCAGGGAACUGGAGCCAGCCCGGCCCUCGCUGUGAAGAGGUGACGUGUCCUCGGCCACCGAACAUCGCCAACGGGCUGCACAGUGGACAGUCCUUGGACAGGUUUCCCCGCGGAGUGACCGUGCACUACAGCUGCCAGGAUGGCUACGCUCCAGUUGGGAAUGUGUCCAUCAACUGCACAGAGGCUGGGAUGUGGAGCUGGCCCCUGCCCCGCUGUGAAGCAAUCGGCUGUGAGAUGCCCGAGGUGCAGAACGGGAAGGUCUAUGAGCUGCAGAGCACCUACAGAGCUGGGGAGUCGCUGCAUUUUGACUGCAUUGCUGGUUACGCUGCAGAGGACAGCUACGAGGCUCGGUGCCAGCCUGGGGGCACCUGGGAUCCUCCAGUGCUCCGCUGUGAGAGGGUCCAGCCGUGCCCCAUGCCUCCAGAGACCCCCAACGGAAGUCACAACGGCCAAGACAAAUCAUUUUUUACCAUGGGAAUGUCUGUAACAUACACGUGCGAUCCUGGCUACUACCUGGUUGGAAACGCCAUUGUGUUCUGCAAAGCAUCAGGGAACUGGAGCCAGCCCGGCCCUCGCUGUGAAGCUGCUGUCUGUGUACAUCCCUAUAUACGGAACGGGAGGCAAGUGGAUGGUCAAGGGCUUCUCUCCGCACCCGGGCAAGCGGUGACAUUUCAGUGUCACGAUGGUUACAGCCUGCAAGGCAGUGCUAAAGUCAUCUGCCAGGAGGAUGGCAGCUGGCACCCUCCUGUUCCCAUCUGUGGUAGACUUUACCAUGACCAAGGGCUCUCAAAGAGGCCUGGACUUUCAGGUGGUUGUGGGCCUCCUACAAGGUUACACUUUGCUGAGCUAAAGGAGGAGCAUAAAAAUGAAAUUGAUUUUUCUGUGGGGAAGACUGUGCAAUACACUUGCCACCCUGGAUAUGCAAAACACCCAGGAAUGUCACCUACUAUUACAUGCCUUGAGACCGGAGUGUGGUCAGAAGCACUAGAGUUCUGUAAAAGGAAAAAAUGCACCCAUCCUGGUGAACCUGUGAAUGGGAAAAUCAGUUUCCUGAGAGAUCUCCUGUUCGGGUCAACAGUGCGCUACAGCUGUGAAAAGGGGCACAGGUUAAUUGGACAAGCCAGCAGGCGGUGUGAGAUUUCUGGUGGACGUGUUGCAUGGAGCGGUGAUGUUCCCGUUUGUCAGCGUAUCCCUUGUGAGCCGCCUCCAGACAUUCCCAAUGGGAAGCACACAGGCAAGUUGCUGGAUGAAUUCCUCUUUGGCACUUCUGUAACAUACACGUGCAACCCUGGAUAUCCGCUCCAUGGAGAGCCCUCCAUCUACUGCACUACCCUGGAUGAGAAGAACGGUGUGUGGAGCGGGCCCCCGCCGUCGUGCGGAGCUGGCUGCAAUGCACCAGCCAGGCUGGCAUUUGCUGAGCUGAAGGAGCUGUACAGAAACCAGACCCUCUUUCCUGUGGGGAGGACGGUGGAAUACGUGUGCCGGCCUGGGUACACCCAGCACAUCGGGAUGUCACCAGCCAUCACAUGCCUUGAGAACAGGAAGUGGUCUGUGGCACUGGAGUUCUGUAAAAGAAAACAAUGUGCUAACCCAAGGGAUCCAGAGAAUGGCCGAGCCAUUGUCCUGACAGACCUCCUCUUGGGAUCCAAAGUCAAUUACACUUGUAACAAAGGGUACAAGUUGGUUGGAGGCUCUCAGAGAACCUGCGAGGUCUCCGGCACACGUGUCUCAUGGAGUGGAGAUGCUCCUGUCUGCCAGCGUAUCGCUUGCGGCCCACCUCCGAACAUCUCCCAUGGGACACACAGCGGGCACUCCAGGGACACCUUCUCCUAUGCAGAUGUGGUCGCCUACACCUGUGACCCCGGCCACCCGCUGGCUGGAGAGCCCUCCAUCAUCUGCACCACUGCAGACGGGGAGCACGGCGUGUGGAGCGGGCCACCGCCACGAUGUGGAGAGGUGAAGUGUCCUUCCCCUCCAAGCAUUGCCAACGGGCAGCACAGCAGCCAGCCCUCGGACACCCACCUUCCAGGCUCAGCUGUGAACUACACCUGCAGGGAUGGCUACUCCCUCAUUGGGAAUGCCUCCAUUAGCUGUACUGCCAGGGGAAAGUGGAGCCGGCCCCUGCCUCGAUGUGAAGCAACCGGCUGUGAAAGACCGGAGAUCAAGAACGGAAGAUCAACUGGGCUGGAGACCAUGUACAAACUCAUGGAUACCGUUGUCUUCGAAUGUGAUUUUGGUUAUGCCUUGAAGGGCUCUCAAGAGUCUCAGUGCCAGUUUGGGGGCAAGUGGGACCCUCCUGUCCCCACCUGUGAAAAGAUGCUACCGUGUCCUUCCCCUCCAAAUAUCAAAAAUGGCCAUCAUGACAGCAAGGACGUGAAGGUGUUUGUCCCAGGAGUAUCUGUGAAAUACUACUGUGACAUGGGGUACGUCCUCACUGGGAAAACAAGAGUUUCUUGUUUGACGUCUGGAACCUGGAGCAUCCCUUACCCACGGUGUGAAGUGAUCACCUGCACAAGCCCCAGCAUCCAGGAUGGAGAAGUGGCUGAAGGACAGAGCGCUGCCUACCACCCUGGGGCCAACGUCACCUUCCAGUGUCACCCGGGCUAUGUGCUGUGGGGCAGCCGUGCAGCCAAGUGCCAGCCCGAUGGCCGCUGGGUGCCUGCUGUGCCUACCUGCAAGCCAGUGCUGCCUUGUCCUCCACCUCCCACCAUUGCCCACGCCACGCACAGUGCAGAGCUCGAGGCAAACUUCACCACUGGCAUGUCCGUGAGCUACAGCUGCCAGCCCGGCUUCUCCCUCCUUGGAGACCCCUCUGUCUUGUGCACAGCCUCAGGGAACUGGAGCCUCCCCUACCCACGCUGCGCAGUGCUGCAAUGUCCUUCACCUCCAAAUAUUGACAAUGGAAAUCACAGCAGCCAGGACUUGGAAGUUUUCACUGCUGGGAUGGUUGUAAAUUACAGCUGUGACCCUGGCUACAGCCUCCUGGGAGAGGCAUCGAUUCACUGCACUGACUCAGGAAACUGGAGCCUUCCUCUUCCUCAGUGUGCAGGUGGCUGUGGCCCACCUCCAAACUUAACCUUUGCUGAGCUCACUGAGGAAUACAGGAACCUGACGGAGUUCCCUGUUGGAGACACUGUGCGAUACCGCUGCCCCCCGGGAUACAUGAAACACCCCAGAGUAUCCCCAACUCUGACAUGCCUCCAAAACUACACGUGGUCUGAAGCGCUAGAGUUCUGUAAAAGGAAGCAAUGUAAAUACCCAGAAACACCAAAGAAUGGCAGAGUUGUUCUGACUGAUCUCCUUUUUGGGUCAACCGUGAGCUACACAUGUGAAGAAGGGCACCGACUGGUUGGACAGUCUCACAGGCGAUGCGGGGUUUUUGGACCAGAUGUCGCAUGGAGUGGUCUUCUUCCCAUUUGUCAAAAGGUGGUAUGUCCAGCCCCAAAGAUCCAGAAUGGGGAAGUAUCUGUUCUGAAGUAUCGCUACACGUACAAAGACACCGUUAGCUUUAAGUGCCAUAAAGGUUUCACCUUGCGAGGCAAUCACACAGCCCAGUGCCAAGCUGAUAAAACAUGGGAUCCACCAGUACCAGUCUGUGAGCAGGAUGGAGUGGCAGAACACUACCGUCAUCCUCACACCACCACAAAGCCAGAAGUGAAGUGUCAGCCUCCUCCAAGCAUUGUCAACGGGGAGCACAGUGGACGUUUCUUAGACACUUUUCAUGUAGGAGCACUUGUACGCUAUCUCUGCAAACGGGGCUUCUCCCUCAUUGGGAAUAAAUCUGUUCGUUGUACAACAUCUGGAGUCUGGAGCCAUCCCCCUCCUCGGUGUGAAGUUGUGAAGUGUCUCCGUCCUCCAAACAUCACCAAUGGGAAGCUCAAAGUCAACAUCUCUGACACUUUUUCCUAUGGAGAGUCUGUAUCCUACAGCUGCAAUCCUGGUUAUUCACUCGUUGGGAAUGCUUUCAUCAACUGCACGGUGAAAGGAACCUGGAGCCAGCCUCCUCCUCAGUGCAAAGAGAUCAGAUGUGUAUUCCCAGAAGUUCAAGGUGUUAAGAAAGCUAUUCCAGGAAACACUUAUCGCUCUGGGACUAACAUCACCCUUGAAUGUGAUGACGGUUACACCUUGGAAGGUGUCAGUCAGAUUCAGUGCCAAGAAGACUUCAGCUGGGACCCUCCUAUACCCGCCUGUAAACUGACAUCACACAAGUCUGGUUCCGUAGGUGUAGGAGUCGUAGCUGCAGGAGUCCUGCUUCUCCUGGGGGCAGGCAUUGUCUGGAAAAUUAUUUCCAAGCAGAAGGAAGGCUAUUAUGAUACAUAUGAAAACCACAGUUACCAAACCCCUCUGAAUGAGAUAACUGAACCAAAGUGUUCGUGUCUUCAAUAGAAGGCUGGGCACCUGUGCUGCCACCAACCUGGCACGGAACUGGUUCUCCAUACAGAGAGUGGCUCUAGGUUGCAUGGAAGCAUUGCUUAUGUUGAAAAUGGAAUUCUGCAGCCAAAAAAAGGCACUUUACUGUGGAAAGGACAUCAACGCUCGUCCUGCUGCAAGGAUCUAACCAAGCGCAGGUUGCCUGUGGUACAGGGGUAUUUCCAAGGGAGUUCUCUACACUGCUGCCAGCCGAUGAGGAACAUUUCCUUUCUCUAUAUGCAAACGCUGCGAUAAGCAAGAUCCAUGAACGCAUUCCUGUGUGGAAAGCAAGAGUUUAACCACAACUUGUCUUAAUAGCGACUGUCUUCACAUGUGCAGCAUCACCAAGCGCUGCUCUGCAUCUUUUAGGAGCGCUUAUUAGCAGCGUUCCUCUAUGACUGCUUAACCUAAUAAAAGCUGAGCAUGGGACAA